Podarcis lilfordi (Lilford's wall lizard) is the source of this 7410-nucleotide messenger RNA. Lineage: Eukaryota; Metazoa; Chordata; Lepidosauria; Squamata; Lacertidae. The record is from the annotation of a GenBank genome assembly.
AAGGGAGAGGGGAGGGACGGGGUUCCUUUGAAGGAGCCAGCUGACGUCGAAGGGGUGUCAUCGUAUGCAAAUAAGCCAGGAUUCCCCUCCUCGAGGCGGAGAUUGGGUGGUGUUAUCUGAUAUCAGAGCAGUUUCACUUCCUCCUUGCCUUCUGGGCACAGAACCGGGCAGAGACGACUCUUUUCCCCCCGGAGGUGAGGUGGGGCUUCCAGGUACCGUAAGCUGGAGGGCGGGGGGUGUUGUGGUAGAUCCGUGGGAGGGUUUAAUUAACAACACUUUUAAAAAAAAAAGGAAUGGGAAAAAAAUAAGUAAAAUUUAUGAUUUCUCUUAAAAACAAUUGUAAACAGUUACAAUCGUUAGUAGCAUUGCAAUAACACUUGUAGUUUAAUGGUGAAUUUGGGAUAUAAUGGAGAUGUAAAAGAUCUGGAUUAUUAUAAAAGAUGCAGGGGGAAAUGACUAAAGAUAGGACCCACAAGGGAGAGAAGAGAAGUCCAGGAGAUUCUUUGUAAUCUUGUCUUUAUGAUGUAUGUUGGAUAAAAAGGUAAAGGGACCCCUGACCAUUAGGUCCAGUCGUGGCCGACUCUGGGCUUGUGGCGCUCAUCUCACUUUAUUGGCCGAGAGAGCAGGAGUACAGCUUCCGGGUCAUGUGGCCAGCAUGACUAAGCCGCUUCUGGCGAACCAGAGCAGCACACAGAAACACUGUUUACCUUCCCGCCGGAGCAGUACCUAUUUAUCUACUUGCACUUUGACGUGCUUUCGAACUGCUAGGUUGGCAGGAGCAGGGACCGAGCAAUGGGAGCUCACCCCGUCGCGGGGAUUCGAACCGCAGACCUUCUGAUUGGCAAGUUCUAGGCUCUGUGGUUUAACCCACAACGCCUCCUGCGUCCCGUAUGUUGGAUAUGUGAGUGUAAAAUGUUAAUUCGAAAAACCAAAUAAAUAAAUUUACAAAAAUAAUAAUAAAGCACUUUUAUUUUAUUUUUUUGGGGGGGGAAACCAACCAAAACGUUAUUGUUAUCAUCUAAGUAAGCAAGCUUGCAUUUCUGAGGGCAAGCUGUAAAUAACUAUUUAGGAUAAGUCAGUAAUAAGCGCCCGCAUCAGAAAUGGUCUCCGAGAGCACAAGUGGCCACAGUGCCUCUGAGCAGGGAAAGAAGGAACUUCCCCCAUGAUCAGAAAAUGAGAAGCAGUUACGGCCACCAACAGUGGAAGGCUGUGCACUCUCCUUCCUUGGAGGUUUUUAAGCAGAGCUUGGAUGGCCAUGGAUGCUUUCGCUGCGAUUCAUUCCUGCCUUGCAGGGGGUUGAACUAGAUGACCCUCGGGGUCCCUUCCAGCUCUAGGUAAAGAUAAAGGGACCAGAGGUACCUGUUUAUCUACUUGCACUUUGACGUGCUUUUGAACUGCUAGGUUGGCAGGAGCAGGGACCGAACAACGGGAGCUCACCCCGUCGCGGGGAUUCGAACCGCCGACCUUCUGAUCAGCAAGUCCUAGGCUCUGUGGUUUAACCCUCAACGCCAAUCGCGUUCCCAGCAUCUUCCAGCUCUAUGAUUCCAUAAUACCUUGGAUGGCUUUAAAAGAGGAUUGGGGAAACUCGAGGAAGAAGAUGAGGAGAUCCGUGGCUGCUAGCCAGGAUGGCUGUGCUUUGCCUUCACAGCUGGAGGCAGCUAUGCUUUUGCAUGUCAGUUGCUGGAUGUGCUGGGCCCGGGGGUAACCUGAGAACCGCGGUCUAGGUCCGGUCCAGAAUCUGUAGGUUCCACUAGGAGUCAGUCCAACAGGGUCAAGGCAGGACACAAGACAGGAACCCAGGCAAGGACAGGUACAGGAUCUCAGGCAGGGUCUGGCAUACAGCAAUGUUGCUGCCGCAACCUGCGGCGGGGUCCGAGAGCCUUUUAUCUCUGACGGGGUAACGGCUGGUCCUGAUCCCCCGGUGACUCACCUCCCUCUCUUGCCUGAAGGUGAACACUCCUCCUGCAAGUACUCAGGUCUCUCCUUCUCUCAGACCUUAGUCUCUGCAGCUCGCGAGACUUCGGUGGGUUACUAGACCCAGGGGCCGCCUCAGCCUCCCCUGACCCAACUGGUAGUGGAGCAGCUGUAAGUGAUGGCCCAGCUGAAGUCAACGAGGUAAUCCUCGCAUCUGGAGCCAGGGCAGGCUCAGGCCCCUGACUCGGCCCAGCUGGUGUUUGUUGCAGGGGAACCUGUGCAGACUGGGACCCUUCAGGAUCAGGACUUAUUUCAGAUGAUGCCUGAGGCAAAGGAUCUGGUGCAGACUGAGACUCCUCUGGUUCCAGGUCUGAGCCCUGGUCCCAGGCCAUCACAUUGGAAACCACAGAUGGUUCUCUGGCUUGUGGGCUUCUUUUGGAGGCAUCUGUGAGAACAGGAUGCUGGACUAGAUGGACCAUUGGCCUGAUCCAGCAGGCUCUUCUCAUGUCUCCAUUACCUUGUUUAAUCCUUAUUUAUUUUUAAAUUUAUUUAUUUGGUUUUUCAAAUUAAAAAUUCACAGUCACAUAUCCAACGUACAACAUAAAAACAAAAUUCCAAGGAAUCUCUUGGACUUCCCUCCUCCCCUUUGUGGGUCCUAUUGUUAAUCAUUUCCUCCAGCAUCUCUUACGAUAAUCCAAAAUCUUUUUUACCUCUCCACUGUGUCCAAAAUUCACCAUUAAAAUACAAGUGAUAUUCCAAUCCUACUAAUGACUUUAACUGUUUACAAUGGUUUUUAUGGUAAGUUAUAAGUAUUACCCAUUCCCUAUUAAAAUUUUGGUCUUCCUGAUUUCUGACUCUUCUGGCCAUUUUGGCCAUUUCGGCAUCGUCCAUCAACUGGAUCUGCCUUUCUUCUCUGGCGGGGACUUUAUCUUCUUUCCAUCUCUGUCUAAUCCUCUUUUAAAGCCAUCCGAAUCAGUGGUCGGUUGUUGCUGCUUCUCGCGGGAGCGAAUCCCAGAGUUUGAGAUGCUUUCUCUUCCAUUUCUUCCCCCACCUCGUGGCCGCCCUCAGACAUUUCCCGAAAGAAGAUGGUGAAUAUUGAGGACCUUCCCAAGGAGAUGCUGCUGGAGGUCUUCCUUCGGCUCCCUUCCUGGUUCCUCCUUCGCAGUUGCCGUCUGGUUUGCUCUGGGUGGCGAGACAUGGUGGACACUCUGAACAUGGGAUGGAAAGAGAAGUGUGAGCAGGCCGGCUACCCACUUGGGGUGUUGACUGGCGCUCUCCCUGACUGGAAGACUUUCUACUUUCUCUGCAGAAUGAAGAAGAACCUCAUCAGGAAUCCCUGCGGCGAAGGUGGGGAGCAAGAACUUAUUUCAGACUUCUCCCGCACCAUAAAUCUUAAUAAUAUAAUAAUAAUUUAUACCCCGCCCUUCCUGGUUCAAAAACCGGGCUCAGGGCGGCUAACAACAAAUUUAAAACAUUUAAUUAUAAAAGCAGCAUAAAAUACAGUAUAAAAACAUGAAUAACCAUAAAAUUCAAAAUUCAAAAAAUAAGCAUUAGAUAGGGAUGCGGGUGGUGCUGUGGGUUAAACCACAGAGCCUAGGGCUUGCUGAUCAGAAGGUCGGCGGUUCGAAUCCCCGGGACGGGGUGAGCUCCUGUUGCUCGGUCCCUGCUCCUGCCAACCUAGCAGUUUGAAAGCACGUCAAAGUGCAAGUAGAUAAAUAGGUACCACUCUGGCGGGAAGGAAAUAGUUUUGGUUGCCUCGGGUGAUUACCUUUAUCUGGAGACAGUGUUCGUGUGUAGGGAGUGCAGAAAUCCCAGGUUCAAUAUCUGUAUGUAUCCUUUCCUUUCACUGUCCUUUUCUUUCUGGAUUCACCACAGAGGGCCUGAACUCCUGGCAAAUUGGGCCAGAUCAAGAAGAGGCCUGGGAUGUAGCGAAGCUAUCAAGGGAUGACUCUCCCUUUGAGGAUGGAACAUGGUGCUUUGGUGCAUUUAGCGGGUAAGGAGCACAUUCCCAAUCAAAUGAAUUUGGGGCGGUGGUGGUAUGUGUUUAAUAAUAAAUAAUAAUAAUAAUAAUAAUAAUAAUUUUAUAUAUAUCCCGCCCACCCCAGCCGAAGCUGGGCUCAAGGCAGCUAACAACAAUAAAAUAAUACAACAUUCUAAAAUCAUUUCAUUAUAAAAUUAAUUCAAAUCAAAUUAAUGGCAACCAUUGGGCUAGAGUUCUGUGAAGAUUGCCAAAGGAGGAAGUCAGGCUGUGCCUUGGCCAAAGGCCUGGUGGAACAGCUCUGUCCAGCAGGCCCUGUGGAAAGAUGUCAAGUCCCGCAGGGCCCUAGUCUCUUGUGAUAGAGCAUUCCACCAGAUCGGAGCCACAGCCGAAAAAGCCCUGGCUCUGGUUGAGGCCAGCCUAACCUCUCUGUGGCCCGAGACCUCCAAGAUGUUUUUGUUUGAAGACCGUAAGUUCCUCUGUGGGACAUACCAGGAGAGGUGGUCCCGUAGGUACGAGGGUCCUAGGCCGCAUAGGGCUUUAAAGGUCAAAACCAGCACCUUAAACCUGAUCCUGUACUCCACCGGGAGCCAGUGCAGCUGGUAUAGCACCGGGUGAAUGUGAUCCCGCAGCGAGGACCCCGUAAGGAGUCUCGCUGCGGCAUUCUGCACCCGCUGGAGUUUCUGGGUCAGUUUCAAGGGCAGCCCCACGUAGAGCGAGUUACAAUAAUCCAGUCUGGAGGUGACCGUCGCGUGGAUCACGUGGCUAGGUCAGGGCGAGAGAGGUAAGGAGCUUAGCAGUUACUUAUUUGUCCAGUGGGAGUUUGCUAUGGGGAGUUGAAACUUUGCAUGCUUUCGUGGAGGGUAAAAGCUUCUGAGUUAGGUCGUUGAGUUUGUCAAAGUCAGUAGGGCAUGGGGUCGGGAAGGGGUUGCAGCCUGGGCCAGACAGAGAGGUUGGGAGGGCUGCAGUAGGUGCUGGGGCCUGAGAUUUCCCACCAGUGCUCUCCAACCCAAUAUCAAUGGGUCCACGUGGGUGAUGGUGAUAAUGGCUUUGAUCUCUUUUUCAGGCCCUCACCCAAAAGCCAGGUCAUCGUCUUAAAGGAUCAUGGCUACUGGGAUGAGCUGAUGGAUGAAGUCAAGCCUGAUAUUGUUGUGAAAGACUGGUGAGUGCCGGAGCCGACGAAACCAGGAGUUGCGGGCUGGGUAGUCUUCCUUGAUAGCAGAAGCAAAACGAACCCCUACCGUUGGGGUUCCUCAUCUGCCAUGAUUUCUGGGCAAAGCAAGGAACGCAAUAGAUAGCGAGGAACGCAAUAGAUAGCAGAACUCAGCUUAAUUUGGAAUCAACAAGUUCCUAGUCCUCAGGGCUUCAAAGAUCUCAGGGCUUCACCUCCUUCCCCUGAAUUGUGCCAGCUGGUCCCUAUAGGUACAACUGUUUAGAAACUGGUGCCCAUGUUUUGAUUUUCCUCUCCCUUCCUUGUCCCUUUUCUCUCUUGUGUGGUGCAGAUUGCAAGCAAGUGCUGCAGAUUGCAAGCCUGUGAGAAGGGGUGGUCUAGUUUGAGUUCUGUGUAAGCUGAUCUGGGGGCCUUUUUGGCUUAAAAGCAGGGCACAGAUACCCUUUGUUGUUGUUUAGUCGUUACUCGUGUCUGACUCUUCGUGACCCCAUGGACCAGAGCACGCCAGGCACUCCUGUCUUCCACUGCCUCCCGCAGUUUGGUCAAACUCAUGCUGGUAGCUUCGAGAACACUGUCCAGCCAUCUCGGCCUCUGUCGUCCACUUCUCCUUGUGCCCUCCAUCUUUCCCAACAUCAGGGUCUUUUCCAGGGAGUCUUCUCUUCUCAUGAGGUGGCCAAAGUAUUGGAGCCUCAGCUUCACGAUCUGUCCUUCCAGUGAGCACUCAGGGCUGAUUUCCUUAAGAAUGGAGAGGUUUGAUCUUCUUGCAGUCCAUGGGACUCUCAAGUCUCCUCCAGCACCAGAAUUCAAAAGCAUCAAUUCUUUGGCGAUCAGCCUUCUUUAUGGUCCAGCUCUCACUUCCAUACAGAUACCCUAAAUAAAUGCAUAAUAAGCAGGCAGCUGCAAAUUCUCCAAAUGUGAUCAGCUCUUUUUUGCAGGACCGGUUCCUCCUCAGAAAUCGCUCUUGUGUCGUUUUGUGCCCCCAAAUAGGUGUGACGUCCUUGACGAGGACCCCUACAACUACACUCUGCACGUGAAACUGUUGUCUGCUGAUUCUGAAGUCCUCUGCGAAUGUCGCGCUGAAGAGUUGGUCUUAAGUGAGCCUGGAGAGACAGAAUGGAGAGAGGUUAGCAGGAAAAAGGCAUUGAAUCAGCUCUGGGAUAUUAACGUGGGCCUUGAGUAAACAGUUCUUCAAAACAUCAGUUCCUUCCUCUUCCUUUUGUUAAACUGACUCCUAACCAUUCCUCCUCCUCUUUCCUCUCUAGGGCUCGUAUACAUUCCAUAACUACCCUGCUGGAGUCCGUUACAUCUAUUUUGAACACGGAGUGACCGGUGUGGACUGUGGGGGCCUAACUAACAGCAGCAUCACUGUGGGACCCAGAUUUCCCUAGAAAGAGGAGGAACCACCAGAAGGGGAAACGGUUCCACUCAUCUGCUUGAGCAACAGGGCGGGGAUACACACAAGGGCUCACUCUGUUGUGUCAUUCCACACAUGCGCGCGCGCGCACACACACACACACGCUUUCCAGCUAAAUGUGUUGCAAUCCUGGGUCCUACAUCUGUUUCCCCAAAGUUGUGUUUUUGUGUAGUUUUCGGAUGAUCAGCAUUUUUUUUAAAAAACAAAUGGGUGUGGAUGUUAUUUUGUAAGAGAAGGUGGGGGACCCUGCAAACAAUAUUAUACUGCAAAAAAGAAAAUGCAACCAGCCACGGUACUGCAGUUGUGUUGAACAAAUACAUAACGUGGGACUCAUCUACACAGCUGCAAAUGAAACCUUUUAAAUGUGUUGUAAAGUAUACAAAUGUGACACUAGAUGGUGACAGUGAGCUAUGCAAAAUUCAAUGUAUUUUUAAAAACGUGUUUGUUUGUUUUAAAAAAAGCAUUUUCUCAGCAUGGGUUUGUGUGUGUGUGUGUGUGUGUGUGUGUGUGUGUGUGUCUGUGUGUGUAGAUCCCACCGUGGUUAAGAUAAAAGAAAGUCCUUCUUUACACAGCUCACAGUUAAGCUAUGGAUCUCUCUUCAAUAGGAGGCAGCAAUGGCUACCAAUUUGGAUGGCUUUAAAUAUGAGAUCAACAUGGAGGAGAGGUCCAGUGCCGAGGGCCUUCUGGCGGUUCCCUCGCUGCAAGAAGCCAAGUUACAGGGAACCAGGCAGAGGGCCUUCUCGGUGGUGGCACCCGCCCUGUGGAACGCCCUCCCACCAGAUGUCAAAGAGGAAAACAACUACCAGACAACUACCAGACAUCUGAAGGCGACCCUGUUUAGGGAAGCUUUUAAUGUUUAAUAGAUUAUUGUAUUUGAAUAUUCUGUUGGAAGCCACCCAGAGUGGCUGGGGAAACCCAGCCAGAUGGGCAGGG